Penicillium roqueforti is the source of this 975-nucleotide messenger RNA. It is a transcript of the gene pmeA, whose product is annotated as putative pectin methylesterase. Bases 1 to 975 code for a protein of 324 amino acids. The transcript is spliced from 3 exons. The record is from RefSeq and is a predicted model, not a curated record. Gene Ontology annotation, biological process: cell wall modification. Lineage: Eukaryota; Fungi; Ascomycota; Eurotiomycetes; Eurotiales; Aspergillaceae. Gene Ontology annotation, molecular function: pectinesterase activity.
AUGCAACUACACGCUUUCCUCCUCGCAGCCCUCAGCACGGCGGUCCUGGGCGCACCCGCCAAACUAGUCACCCGCACAGCUAGGACCACUGCCCCCGCAGGUUGCCUGACAGUCGGAUCGAGUGGGAAAUACUCGACUAUCGGCGCUGCACUUACUGCUCUCGGCUCUUCCUCAGCAGCAGCUUGUAUCUAUGUCGCAAGCGGCACGUACGAGGAACAGCUUACUAUUAACUAUGCCGGUGCUCUGACUUUGUAUGGCGAGACGACGUAUGAGGAGUCAUAUAAGGAGAACACUGUUACCAUUACGCAUACGAUAUCUUCGCCCGAGGCUGGCUCACUGGAUGCGAGCGCUACCGUGAACGUUGUCGCCGAUGGGUUCAAGAUGCACAAUAUCAAUGUGGUGAACGGGUUCGGGAAAGGCGCGCAGGCUGUUGCACUCGUCGCCAAUGCCGAUAAACUCGGCUUCUAUGCGUGUCAGUUCAGUGGAUACCAGGAUACUUUGUACGCCAAGUCGGGAACACAAUACUACGCCAACAGCAGGAUCGAGGGAGCCGUGGACUACAUCUUCGGCGCCGCCUCCGCCUGGUUCAACAACUGCGAUAUAGUCUCCAACGGCCCUGGGGCCAUCACUGCCAGUUCGCGCCAGACAACUACCGACACCACCUGGUAUGCACUCGACCGCUGCAAUAUCAAGGCUGCGUCUAGUGCUGUCCUCGAUAGCACUGUCUAUCUUGGCCGUCCAUGGCGAGGCCUUGCUCGCGUCAUCUACCAGAACUCCAACCUGGGUAGUAUAGUCAAUGCCAAGGGCUGGACGACAUUAGCGGAAGGCGCCACACCACUCUAUUAUGAGUACAACAAUAGCGGGGCCGGGUCAGAUACUUCUGCGCGCGAGUACGAGACUCCUAUAUCGGCGGCAGUCACAAAGGACACGGUUCUAGGAAGCGACUAUGCUGAUUGGAUUGAAUCAGGCUAUUAG